Messenger RNA from Leopardus geoffroyi (Geoffroy's cat), 3251 nucleotides. It is a transcript of the gene RNF133, whose product is annotated as ring finger protein 133. The transcript has a single exon. Lineage: Eukaryota; Metazoa; Chordata; Mammalia; Carnivora; Felidae. The coding region runs from base 2069 to 3205 and encodes 378 amino acids. The record is from RefSeq and is a predicted model, not a curated record.
CAUAGAGCUUACUUAAAAAAAUAAAAUCAUUAUAUAAUUAGACCUUGAUUUAAUUCUCCAUGGUUAAUCAAUAGGAACUCUGGUUUCCAAAGGCACUGGGUAGAUCAUGAGUUCUAAGUAAUUGCUUUGGAUGACAACACCUCUGGUUAGGUAACUAAAAUAUUUUAAAUUAUUAUAGACCUCAUUUAAGGAAAGCAUCACAAAAAAAUAUCUCUUUUGUCAGAGCCUAGUUAGCCUACCCUAGUGAAUUAGCUCUGGUCGCAGAUUUCUCUUCUAGAAUUAACCUUAGUAAGCGCUUUUGUUUUCUUAAAAUGGUGGUGAGUGUGUUUCUGCUUGGGCAUUUUGACACAGUUCUAGAGUGGAGCUGAAAUUUUGUUCGGCUGCCUUUAAAAAUUGUGAGUAGAUAAACACAAAUACUUCUGUGUAACAAUGGAGAGGCUGAAAGAUUUGGGUUUUGUGUUUGACCAAAAUCUCUCUGGAUGAAAUGCUACACCAUUGGUAUCAACUUAGAUGGCACUUUAUGGAUGUACACACUAUGUACUACACAUUUUGAAGAGUGGGUUGUAUGGAAAUACAAUCAGGUUAGUGGCCUUUGGAAAAGAAAAUUCACUCUUGGGAGCUGAAGUUUACUCAGUGGUAUUUGUUUUUAUGCCGCUUGGGUUGGGCCUGUAGGACCCUGUUCUUCGUCCCUCCCUCAAGUUUUGUUGACUCACAUUUCAUAAGAACAACUAGCUCCCUUAGCCCUGGUGAGACCCAGCCAAAACUGUCUCUCAGCAUCCUGUGUUGUAAGGACAGACAUUUGUGUUCAAGGUAAAAAUUCUUGCUUUCCUAGCCAGUGGAUAAGAACCACUGAGAGAUACCCUCAUGAAAGUGUAUGCCCCUACACCAGGGGCUGUCCAUGUUCGUUAGUCCACAAGUCACUUUGGUAUGAAGUCCUUUUGUGCCAGUGAUAGAAGUGUAGCAAAAAUAUAGGCAGAACUGAUAGUGUAUGUGGGGAUAGGGAAGGGCAGUUUCUAUCAGGGAUGUUUGAUUUUAGCAAAUGUUUUGUUCAAAGCAUCUGUGACCUUUAACACUGCUGUUGGUGUUAAUCUAAAUGAGGGAAACUUGAUGUUUUAUUAAAAUCAAUAGUUGCCUUUUUGUUUAAAAUGAAUGAUGCGAAGACUGCUAAACAGAGUUGUUUCCCCUUAUACUCUUCCUCUCUUCCCUCAAAAUAUUGUGAGAUCAGUAACAGAUGUCAGUGUCUGCAGAGAAAAGAGAUUAAAGUUCUUUACUGCUGUCAUCCCUGUGGAUAGGCAACGUGAGAGUGAGACAAGCGAGGCUAAAGUAAUCUAACAGGAUACCCUCCUUUUAAAAAUCAAAACCAAACCAAAUCAAUGAAUCUGAGCAAGCAGUUGUUAAAUAAACUUAGUACAGUGCUUUAUGUGAUAAAUAAAAAAUCUAUUGUGAUCACGUGAGUGAAAAAUGGUAGUAACGCUCAUUGCUUUUACCACAUAAUUGUUCUUCAUGCUAAUUCCUAAUUAUUUUAAACUUGCCAUUUUGUUGCAUGUUUCCUCGAUUUGUGAAGGAGAGUGAUAAUGCUGUGGCUUUCUUGCAUAUGCUUUCAGGUGUGUGUGGUAUGAAUUUUAUAUUUCUGAUUUAAUGUGAUACCUGUUAAUAUGUUGCUCAGGGAUUGACUUGAUCUUAAAACCUAGGUAUCACCCAUAACAGUAUUUGAAACUCUCAAGUCAGUAAGUUGACAGCAGAUUCAAAGCUCUUAUCUAAUUGGCUGUGUUAUCUUUUAUGUCAUAAUCACAUCACCCAAUUGUAAACAGUAUCUGGAGUUACAUUAGUGGGACUGGGAUUUUUUUUCUUUUUUCAAUCUAAAGGUUUCUCUUCCUCUCUCUAAUAAAACAUCUGAACCUCCUAAGACCUCUUUAAGAAUUUCUUACAAAAACAUGCCGGAAGACCGUGGAACUUGUUUUCACCCUGAAGAUUUUUCUCAUUUUAUUAUUUUCAACUGAUUGCCCACAGAUGUGGAAGCCACAUCUUUUUGUUGGGUUGGUUCUUCAGUCGCUAGGUGGGGAGAGAGAUGAAUCCACUCAAGAUUAGCACUUACAGAAACAAAACUGCCUCUUCCUGGCUUAUGAAAUUCAGUUUUCUUUGGCUUCUUAGUCAGAAUUGUUGCAGAGCCAGUGCUGUCUGGACUGCUUACAUGAACAUCUCGUUUCAUGUUGGGAAUCGGAUGUUGUCAGAGUUGGGGGAAACGGGAGUGUUUGGAAGAAGCUCCACUUUGAAGAGAGUGGCAGGAGUUAUCGUGCCACCUGAUGGAAAAACUCAAAAUGCAUGUAAUCCCGGUACCAGUUUCAGCAGAUUGAAGAACUCAGAAACCUGGCUUGCACUUGUUGAACGAGGUGGUUGUACCUUCACGCAGAAAAUUAAGGUGGCCAUUGAGAAGGGAGCCGGCGGAGUGAUCAUCUACAACUUUCCAGGAACUGGCAAUCAGGUUUUUCCCAUGUCUCAUCAGGCAUUUGAAGACAUCGUUGUGGUGAUGAUUGGUAAUCUCAAGGGCGUGGAGAUUUUGCAUUUAAUUCAGAAGGGAGUUCACGUUACAGUCAUAGUUGAGGUGGGGAGGAAACACAUCAUCUGGAUGAAUCACUAUUUUGUCUCUUUUGUGAUUGUCACAACUGCUACUUUAGCAUAUUUCAUCUUUUAUCGUAUUCGGAGACUUUGGAUAGCAAGGAUUCAGAACCGGAGAUGGCAGCGGUUAACAACUGAUCUCAAGAAAGCCUUUGGCCAGCUGCAGCUUCGGGUUCUGAAAGAGGGGGAUGAGGAAAUCAGUCCAAAUGGAAAUAGCUGCGUAGUUUGCUUUGAACUCUAUAAGCCUAACGAUACAGUUCGUAUUCUCACUUGUAAACACUUUUUCCACAAGAGUUGCAUUGACCCCUGGAUUCUGGCCCAUGGGACUUGCCCCAUGUGCAAACGUGACAUUCUUAAAGCUUUGGGUAUUCAGGUGGAUGUUGAAGAUGGAACAGAAUCUUUGCAAGUUCUCAUGUCAAAUGAAUUGUCCGAUGCCCUGUCCCCUGAUGAAGAAGAGACAGACCGUGAACUUCCUCCUGUGAGAGGAUCUGACAAAGUGACCCCUUUGGAAGCGGGGGAGGUGCCACUGCCCCCUCAGAAUGACAGCCAGCCUACUUCAGUAGUGGAAGAUGUUCAUCCUUUACCUUGACAGCAUGACCUUUGAGCAAGUGGAUUAAACCUGUUUGUCAACUCAA